Molecule: messenger RNA, 2005 nt
Organism: Phyllotreta striolata
Lineage: Eukaryota; Metazoa; Arthropoda; Insecta; Coleoptera; Chrysomelidae
Source: the annotation of a GenBank genome assembly
AUGCUGAAAGCUCGUCGAACAUCCCCUAAAAGAAAAAAAGGUCGCUUUGAAGUCGACGCGACGCGAACUCACGUGUUGAAACUGUCGAAAUCGAAGAAAAAACUCGGGCAGCUGAACGACGUUAAGCGGUUCCUGGGUCCUCUCCACGAGCAAAUCAACCUCGUGGAGCGAUGGGCCUUCGACCACUUAACGACGCGUCGGCGUCGUCGCCGCGGCUCCUCGAAUUUCACCGGCGUCAUCUCCAGCCGAAGUGGCACUUUCCACGUACUCAGCUGUCGGCAGUACGUCUUGCUGUUUGUCUUGGCACUUUUGUUGUUAAUCGCUGGUGAAAUAUGGGCCAGGGAAGUGGUCGUGCCGAGAGUACCGCCGGAACCAUUUCAAGCGGCACUUAUGGCUCGGUACAUCAUACAUAACACAGGAUGGGUUUCUAUUGCAACAAUUUCAACGCAAGAAGCGAUCAAGGGGUACCCGUUUGUAAGUUUGAAAUCUCUUAGCGAUGGUACUAGCCAAAAUUCGACAGGUGUACCUUAUUUGUACAUGACGGAAAUGGAUGUGUCUGGUAAAGACAUCCAAAGCAACAACAACGUCUCUAUAAUGGCUACGCUAGCUGAAACUGACUAUUGUGAGAGUAAAAAUUUCGAUCCUCAAGAUCCAAGAUGUGCUAAAGUACUAAUAUCGGGGAAAUUAAUUAAAAUCGAAAAAUCCACUCCAGAAUACAAUUUCGGAAUGCAAGCCCUUUUUGAUAAGCAUCCAUCAAUGAAGGAUUGGCCUAAGGAUCAUAAAUUUUACCUGGCCAAAGUAGAACUUGAGCAAAUCGAAGUUCUAGAUUUCUUUGGUGGAUUAAAACACGUAACGAACAAAGACUAUUUCAGCGCCAACAUUACAGAACUGAUAAACUUGGAUAUGCAAUUCAAAGAUGUUUCGAUUAUUGAAAUCGAGAAUUUUUGACAACAAUAAAAUAUCAAAAGCGUUUAUUCUUAAAAUUACAAAUAUUUAAUAAGUAUAAGUCUUAUAUAAAAUGAAUAAAUAAAGUAUUAAUUAUUGUGUAAUCAAUAUAAUUAGUCGUUUAUGUUAAAAUUGGAAUGAAAUCUGGCUUUACCCAGCUAAAUUUUCCAAGUUUGUUUGUAAACAAUGCAUCAAAGAAUGCCGUGAAUUUUCAAUAACAAAAUUGCUGGUAACAUAAACGAUAAUACAUUGGCUUAUUUGAAACUCAGGCAACUCCUCAGCGAAGCUAUCGAUCCUCCUGCUACCUUAAAAGCCAAACCCCCGGUAACAAUUAAAAUUACGUACAAAGGUAUUAUACACCCCCAGCUACUAACGUAACUAUUUAAUAAAGUUAAAUACGAGGCUAAUAAGUGCGAACAAACAACGAAACCCGCAUGAACCCAAUUUCUGUUAUCACAAGCGUCGAAGAAUAUCACACUCCAGAAAGUAUUCAAUAAAAUGAAGCAUAAACUGAGGCAGGAACUGAUGAGGAAGAACAUCUCGUUUCCGGACUUGAGUCCCAUCGUUCCGGGUCCUAUCGAGUCCGCCAAAAUGUUCACUACAGCGAACGCUCCGCUCAUUAUUCCGAAUCCCAAUCCGCUCACGUAGGCCAGAAUGUGCUUGUUCUCGAUCAGCGCUGUGCUGUUGUCCGUUAUCUUCUUCAAACCGUUCUGGGCUUUCCUCAGUAUCUUGUAGAUAAUGUACCUGAAGGCUUCUUGAAACACGACGGUGUAAAAUAUCGCGAACUCCAAGUUGGACCGAAUGGGCACCAGGGCGAACCAAAGCGUCGAAGACAGCAGCAGGGCCACCAGCCAAAAGAAGGCCGCAGCCAUCAGAAUGAUUAUUCUUAUUGGAUCGUGGGCGAUGGUGAAGAUGAACAUCGCGAAAGGGGGCCCGAAGGCCAAGAAUGUGCAACCGAAAAAGUCCGCUAGCGUCAUUUUAUCACCCGCAUUUGUUUCAAACUUAAAUUAGAAAUGUAUUUAUUUGUUUUUCAAAGUAAUUGUUAAUGGUGAAAUUGACA